AUGGUGGCAAUGGCUGCCAAUUCAGGAGAGGAGAAUCGGGGGAAGGAAGACAAGAAAAACAAGCGCAUUCAUCCUACCAUGAGAGCCAAAAAGCAGAGCUUCAGGAAAAGAAAAGACUGUGUUCUGAAGAAAAGUAUGGAACUCUCUGUUCUUUGUGAUAUCAAGGUUUGUGCUAUUGUCAUUGAUGCAAACGGGAAGGUUGAAACUUGGCCAGAAAACAAAGAUGAUCUGAUGAAAAUUGCUAAGUUGUACAAGGAUUCUCUUGAUAGGAAAGAUGGCUGUGAUAAGAAGAGGGCUGUUGAAAUUGAAUGCGGGCAGGAGGCUACCUCAGAAGCUGCUGAUCAGCAUCAGAUCACUUUGCAUCCGCAGCAUGAAUGGGAAGACACUGAAAGUUGGAUUGAGGGAUUAUUAGGACCAUCAGAGAACGGAUUCUUGAGUGACAUAAAUGUUCCUAUGAACGAUGAUAUCAUAUGCCUGCCUGCUGCCCUGUAUCAGGAUUCUUGUGAUGGAAAAGAUGGGAAGGAGGCUAACUCAGAAGUUGCCGGUCGUCAGCUUAUUUCGCAUUCCCAGCACGAACCAGAAGAAAUUGAUAGUUCCAUCGAGGGAUCAUCAGCGGACGAAUUCUUGAGUGACAUCAAUGACCCAAUGAAUGAUAACAUGCCUGCCUGCUGCACUGGUUGCGCGUGA
Coffea arabica (coffee) is the source of this 687-nucleotide messenger RNA. The record is from RefSeq and is a predicted model, not a curated record. NCBI's taxonomy places the organism in Eukaryota, Viridiplantae, Streptophyta, Magnoliopsida, Gentianales, Rubiaceae.